UCCCUUAAGCAGGACUGACCAUCGCUUCUAGACCCCUCUGUUGACCUAAUCAGCUGAGAGAGGCAAGAUGGCGGCUGUGGCGAAACCCGGCUUUAUGGCCCAACUGACCAAUGCCGCAAAGCGCUUCGUGUUCCGAGCCUCAGGAUUUAACCAGAUGGGUCUGUACCACGAUGACUGUCUGUAUGAAAAUAGCGACGUGCAGGAGGCACUGAAUAGGUUACCGCAGCCAAUCAUGAAUGACCGUAACUUCAGAAUGCAGCGUGCUCUCCACCUUUCCCUCACCAAGAAGAUUCUGCCCAAGGAGGAGUGGAUUUCCUACGAGGAGGACCGAGAGAAGGGCCGCUACCUUCAGCCCUACCUAGAGGAAGUGAUCAGAGAGAGGAAGGAACGGGAGGAGUGGAACAAGAAGUGAAACUCUCUGUCAUUUAGGUUAUUCUUCCACUGACUGCCCUCCUCCAUAUCUUUGUGAUUCUCCACUUUUCUCUAGUCUCCACUUUCCUCCUCCCCUGUUUUAACUCAAUUACUUAACUCUUUCUCCUCAUAAUUUUUCUUAUUCUUUUUUUUCCACAUUUCUUAUCUCUUUAUCCUUUGCUCCUUCUUUUUCUCAUUCUAGCAUUCUAUCUGCCUCCUUACUCACCCAUCUUUACUAUUUCAUCAUUCCUCCCUUUCCACUCAUUCCUAGCUUUCUUUCCCUGCUCCUCCUGAUUUAUUCCAUAUGCUCUUAAUCUUCAUUCAUUCCCCUGUAGCCCUUCUCUUCUCACAUUCUUGGAGGCACUGUACAGUUUGGUGUUAGUGAGGGGAGGGCAGGGUGAGGCUUCUCCAGGCCUUGCUAUAGCUAUCCUAUGUAUAUUGACCCCCAAGUGAGCCUGUUGCUGUAUGAAUACAAAUACAUUAUGGUAAACUUAU
This is a messenger RNA of Scylla paramamosain (green mud crab), 906 nucleotides long. RefSeq names its product cytochrome b-c1 complex subunit 7-like. The record is from RefSeq and is a predicted model, not a curated record. The transcript has 4 exons. Bases 68 to 412 code for a protein of 114 amino acids. Lineage: Eukaryota; Metazoa; Arthropoda; Malacostraca; Decapoda; Portunidae. Gene Ontology annotation, biological process: mitochondrial electron transport, ubiquinol to cytochrome c.